AUGUCGAGUGCGGCCGGAGACGAUACGUGGCAGGCCAUCGAGCCUCAGGGGCUCGCGCUGGGUCUUUUGGUCACUACCGUCACGUUGGCGAUUCUGACAACUAUCUUUAUGGCCAUGCGCAUGUUCAUUCGAUUCAAGACGAACAAAAUCGGUUCCGACGACUGGGCCAUGUUGACAGGAUUCACACUAUUGAUCUGGCAAGCUUUCUACGCCGGCAGCUUGUGCUUCAUCAAAUCCAGCAUCUGCAUCACCCUCAUGCGCAUUACGAACCAAAAGGUCUACCUGUGGAUCCUGCGAGGAUUGAUAGGUCUCUCCUUCUUGAUGAGCGGUUCUGGCCUAAUCGUCAUCCUGAACCAGUGUCACCCCCUCGAUAAGUAUUGGGAUAAGAGGAUACCGGGCACCUGCUGGCCACCCAUCGUAGCCACCGCGCUCUCGUACGGGGCCUCCGUCGCCAACGUCAUCACCGACUUCAACGUUGCGGCAAUUCCGUUCUUUCUGCUUCGGCAUGUGCAGAUGCGUUCCCGACUCAAGUUCUACGUGCGGCUUAUUCUGGGAUUGGGUCUCUUGUAA
Molecule: messenger RNA, 570 nt
Organism: Colletotrichum phormii
Lineage: Eukaryota; Fungi; Ascomycota; Sordariomycetes; Glomerellales; Glomerellaceae
Exons: 2
Coding region: 1-570 (189 amino acids)
Source: RefSeq, a predicted model, not a curated record